UCGAGGCUAUGCUAUCCAUCUGAUCCAUAAUAUUGCGCAGAUGUACACCACUGGCAGCGCCCAGCGAUUGCAUAAGAGCUCAGAGGCCGUGAUGCUGCUAGGCACAAACUCAACGACCACCUCACCGUCGUGUCGUUGCACACCAUGGCCGACUCCAAGGAGCACUCUUUAGACGGGAAGACCCACCGGAUGGAGUAUAACUCAGAAGAUGUACCUCCUGCGUACGAGUGGGAGGAGAAAUCACCUUCAGGCAACCCUUUUCGGGCAUCUGCGUCCGAGUCAGACCAUGGCCUUGAAGGCGUGACUUCGGGAGCGAAGCGAAGCGCACACAUGCCGCCUGCUGGGAUGCCACCGCCAUUCCCGUCCGAAACGUACGCGGACAUAUCGCACUCUGGGUACAGACACGAUAAGCAGCCACUGUACUACGGGAAUCAAGAAGGACUAGGUUCCAGGGGCGUGUCUCCCCUUCCUCCGUCACCCAAUCCUUAUGCAGCAGCGCCGGGCCCGUCGUGCACGUACGGUCAGCCGCCGUACGAGGCAUCUGGCCCAUCCCGCGGGUACCCCUCUUCGCCCGCGCCGGGCUUUGGCCCUGGAGGAUCUGGUGCUGGUCGCGUGGGCGGAUUCGGCGGCGGAGGCAUGGGCGGUAGCAUGGGCAGAGGCAUGGGCGGAUUCGGCGGUGGGCCUGCGGGUGGGGGCAGAGUCGGAAUCAUCGGUAUGCUCGUGAACGCCGUCACCAGCGACAGCUCGCGCGACAUGGCACAGCACCCACCGCCUCCGUCCUUCUCACGCUCGCCGCAGCCGCAGUUCCCGUACUCUCCCUUCCCACCACUCGUCGCGGCUAGCGUCGACAAGUCCCUCGACCACGGAUUCCCGCUCGUCCCGCCGCCGAGCCACCUCCAGCCGCACCCAUUCAUGGCGCACGACGUUAACGAAGACGACUGGACGUCCUUCCUGGGCCAUAUCCGCCAAAUCGGUGCCGUAUCACCUUCUGGCUCGUCCGGGCAGGCUAAUGUUGGUCUUCUUGGUAUGCUUGUCUCCAAGGGCAUCGAUGCUGCUUUCAAGGGCGACACUAGCGGGACGGUCGCCCAGGUCAUCGAGCAGUGGAACACGUACUUUUUCCACCCUCGCUUGAUGGAAGUCAACCUCGUCCGCGGACGCCGUGUUUAUACCAACUCUGGCCAGCUGCCGCCUGACAUUCGUACCGAGGGCUAUUCACGCUCGAGAGAUGAAGACUCCAGCGAUGAUUCUGAUUCAAGCUCGGAAGAUGACAAGCGCGGUGGUUCUUGGAGAGAACAGAAGCGGGCGGAGAAGCAGGCUAGGAAGGCGGAAAAGCGAGCUAGGAGGGAACAGAAGCGUGCAAUGAAGAGGGAGCGGCGAGAUAAUAAGAGGAAUAACCAGGGCGCUAGAGGUGACCCAUGGAAGCUGGUCAUCACCUUUAGGCCGCCCGCUAUGAUGUGAUCUCUUCCUGUUCUUCCAUUUUGUUGGGACGUGUCUAUGUUCAUUCACGCAGCAAAUUGUCGUAUCCAACUGGGUGGGUAUUGCAUAGGCUCGCGACCAAUCUGCUCUGUGGUCGGCGGGACACGUACCGAGGGUGGGAAAGUGGUCAAUUACGACUUCGGCACACUAGAGUGAUCAUGUUAACUUUGGCUAGGGCGACCGGUUUUGAGCCUAAGUAUUGAUGUAUAUGAUGUUGUGAAUCGUCCGUAGAUUCCGCGAAGGAAUUAGAUGGACAUUCAGCUGAAUGCAUGGUGAAUAUCUCC
Molecule: messenger RNA, 1760 nt
Organism: Phanerochaete carnosa HHB-10118-sp
Lineage: Eukaryota; Fungi; Basidiomycota; Agaricomycetes; Polyporales; Phanerochaetaceae
Exons: 3
Coding region: 145-1458 (437 amino acids)
Source: RefSeq, a predicted model, not a curated record